UUGUCAGUCAACAACAAUGCCUGGAAUCAGGACAGCUCGGGCGGAAUCUGUACAUAUGUCUGCGACACUUGUCCCAAAGCUGCCGUAUCACUUUACUCGCUCUGGAAUUGGACUUCGACGCCGCCGGCCGUUCACGCGUAUCCAAAUGUAGAGUUCCGAUCCGAUCGCCUUCCGCUACGACUGGGCGAUCUGCGCUCUCUCAACGUGUCCGCGUCGUGGGCAUUCGGCCCCGCAAGCUUCUCCCAGGCCGCCAGAGACCCGAACUCACCCGAAGAUCUUGCGUACAUCAACUCGAACAAUGUUCAGGCCAAUGUAGUGUUGGAUGUCUUUGCGGAUGAAGAUCAAGAGAAGUCGCAAACGCCAAGCAAGCAGAAGUACGAGUUCAUGGUAUGGGUUGGGCAGUUUGGGAAAGCGUCGCAGCCCGUGGGAAACCGAGCGCCUCGCGAUCCGCCGGUGGUCGCUAGAAUGGAUGAUGUCGACUUUACUCUCUGGAACGGCACCAACUCCAACGGACAGUAUGUGUAUUCUUGGAUUGCGAACGAGACUUUGACGGACUUCGACAUGGACUUUGCACCGUUGAUUGGGUUUUUGGCGAAAGAGGAAGGGGUCAGCGAAGAUGUAUACUUGGGCACGAUACAGUUUGGACACGAGACCUUCCUGGCUGCGAGUCAGAUGAAUUUCUCGAUUUCGUCCUAUGCUGCUGAUAUCUCAAGCAAUCGCCAGACCGGCGACAGCACAUCGAAGCCGACUGCGUCCCUUCCUGUUGCGACGAAAGUCAGCGCCGCGAGCCAACAUUCGAUAUUUUGGGUCGAUCCGGGAUGGUCGCUUUGGCUGAGUGGGGGUUUCUUCUUGAUUGGGUUCGGGGCUAUGCUGUGA
Pseudocercospora fijiensis CIRAD86 is the source of this 876-nucleotide messenger RNA. Its product is annotated as glycoside hydrolase family 12 protein. The record is from RefSeq and is a predicted model, not a curated record. NCBI's taxonomy places the organism in Eukaryota, Fungi, Ascomycota, Dothideomycetes, Mycosphaerellales, Mycosphaerellaceae. Gene Ontology annotation, biological process: polysaccharide catabolic process. Gene Ontology annotation, molecular function: cellulase activity. The annotation marks the transcript as partial. The transcript has 2 exons.